This is a messenger RNA of Coniophora puteana RWD-64-598 SS2, 2831 nucleotides long. RefSeq names its product WD40 repeat-like protein. NCBI's taxonomy places the organism in Eukaryota, Fungi, Basidiomycota, Agaricomycetes, Boletales, Coniophoraceae. The transcript is spliced from 8 exons. Gene Ontology annotation, molecular function: protein binding. The coding region runs from base 1 to 2808 and encodes 935 amino acids. The record is from RefSeq and is a predicted model, not a curated record.
AUGAGUGCUCCACCCUCUCCGGUGUCCCCAGCAUCGGAAUCAGACUCUACCAACGAAACACCACCCGACAACACCCACGCCCGAGCAAUCCACGCGCUCACAUACGCGCCCGACGGCAAACACAUCGCUACAGCCCACGCCGACGGCGCCCUGCGCAUAUGGGACGCAAAGAGCCUGCAGCAGGUCGGCGCGGAUCUACAGGGCCACACCGCGCGCGUGUCGGCAGUUGCGUAUUCCCCCGACAACCGACGACUGCUGAGCGCAUCUGACGACGGCACCGUCCGCAUGUGGAGCGCCGAGACGCACAAGGAGGUGCUGGUCCCAGGGCAGCAGCGCAUGGGCCACGCGUCUGCGGUGUAUGCCGUCGCGUGUUCGCCCGACGGCAGGCUCGUCGCGAGCGGCGGGGCGGAUCGUGUGCUCCACCUGUGGGACGCGGUCAGCCGCGAGUGUCUCGCCACUAUCCGUGAUCACAGCGACGCCAUUCGAUGCGUCGCGUUCUCGCCAGACAGCAAGCAUCUCGCUACAGCCUCGGACGACCGCCUCGUCCGUGUUUUCAACUUAGAGCAAAGGCGUCUGGCCAUCGAGCCCAUCGCAGGGCACAAAGCCCCCGUGCGCUGCGUCGCCUUCUCCCCCGACGGGACCCUGCUCGCGAGCGCCUCCAGCGACCACACAGUACGCAUACACGACGCCGCGUCGGGCAAGCUGCACAAAGGCCCUCUGCGGGGGCACAGCGCGCUGGUCGCGUCCGUCGCGUUCUCAGCGGACGGCCGGCGCGUUCUAACGGGCUCGGACGACCGCACCGUCUGCGUCUGGGACGUGCCCACUGAGAAAAUCGUGCUCGGGCCGCUGUACGGCCACGACGCUGCUCUCACCGCCGCGUUCUCUCCCGACGGGAAGCAGAUCGCGACCGGGGACGUGGACUGCGUGUUGCGUGUAUGGGACGCGGGCACGGGGAAGGCGCUGCUUCCUCCCCCCACCAAAGAGAACGCAAAACGCGACCGCGCGCGCAAAGCGUCCGCAGCUAAAGGCAUGCACGCAUACGGGCGCACCACCGCCCUCGCGUGGCUCCCCGACGCGCACCACUUCGCCACCGCCGGACCCGCCACCGCUAUCCGGAUAUGGAACGCCGCGACGGGCGUGUCGGAGGCGGAUGGUGAUGCCGAGGGCGCGCCGGUGCUUUGGGGACACACGGGGCCCGUGACGGCGCUCGCGGUGUCGCGCGACGGCGCGUUGCUCGUGAGCGGCUCGGUGGACGCGAGCGUGAGGCUGUGGGCGAUUGAUGCGGGCGGUGGUGUGGUGAAGGGGGAGGAGACGGCGUGGAGCCCGCUUAGGGGGCACAAGGGGCCGGUGGGCGAUGUGAGGGUUGCGCCGGACGGGGAGCGCGUUGUGAGCUGCUGCGCUGUGGAUGUUGCGGUGAACAACGCCGCCGCCGCCGCCGCCGCCGACGACGAAGAUGAAGUCGAAGACGGUAUACGGAUAUGGGACGCGCGAACGGGGACGUGUGUCGCCGUUCUCGAGCGCAGCAGGGCGUACACCUCGCUCUGCCUUUUCGCGUUCACCGAUACCCGCGCCGGCGCGGAAGAAGAGACGCGCACGACACGGCUCGCGGCCGGGUCCGCGCUCGAUAAGGCCGUCAGCGUAUGGGACCUCGACACGCGCCACAAGAUCGCCGGGCCGUUCACUCACGAAACAAGCGGCGGCGGCGGCGUUGUGCGCGUCGGCCCCGCGCACGGCGGAGCCAGUGUGCUCUCGACCGCGCGCGAUGGGCGCGUCUGCGCGUGGGCCAUCGCAAGCGGGGCUGCGGCGCAGACGCACGCCCGGGCGCUGCUGACGACAGAGAAAGAAGGCGGACGCUCGGCGCGCGCGUUGGGGUGCGUCGACUGGGCGUCCGAUGGGGGACGGUUGUUGGGGAGCGUGGAGCGGGACAAGGCGGUGUGUAUAUGGGGCACGGGCGCGGGCGCGGUGGGUGCUGCCGGUGCUGGUGAUGCCCGUGCGGACGGCAACGGCAGCGCGGACGUCAACGUCAAGCGCAUCGGCACGCUCGUGCACGCGGCCGAGGUCGACUGCGCGGUGUUCUCGCCCGACGGCAAGCGCGUGCUGACGGCAUGCAAGGACGGGACGCUGUGGGUGUGGGAUGUGGAGGCGGGGCGUGUUGUGCUUCCCCGGGCGAGCGAGGGCGGUUCAGAAGAGGAGGACGAGUCAGAUAGUGCAGAUGGCGACGACGACGAGAGCUUCAUGAACAUGCCCGCUGCGCCCAGAAACGCCGCCACGAACGGAGGCGCCGCUCCCGCGCACCGAGGCUUCUUCGACGACGACGACUUUGAUGGGCCAGCAGAACCCAAGAGAGAACUAAUGCCUGUGCGACUCCGAGCGAGCGCCGAGCUGGCCACUGCCCCCCGCCGCGGCGCGAGACGGCGGGGGCUCAUUGGGCGCUCGGUUGGUGCUGUUGCUGAAAAGUUCAAGAUGCGUAUGCGGAGUCGGGAAGAGGGCGGAGGGAGGGGUUCUCCAAAGAGGAAAUCCGCGGUUGUGUCUGAAGGAGGUACCAGGGCGCCUGCCGGUGAUUCUGCUGUAGUAUGUAGAGGAGAACGGGCGUCAGAGGUUCAGACGGGUGGAGCUGGGAUGCGCCGGUAUACUUCUGGAUACGGUCGACGUCGUUCAACACUGCCACAGUCAGGCAGAAGCGGGCCGUCUUCGCCCGCAGCAACGCAGUCUAGACGGGUCAGAAGGCCGCCGUCAGUGGAGAGCGAGGGCGAAGAUGGGAGCUUGAGCCCGCUUUCGUUAUGUGCUUGUUUGCCUUUUUGUCGGUGAAUACACCAUGUACGUGUGUCAUA